UGUUCAGUUUCGUUUCUUAGAUCAACCUGCUGACCUGUUUAAAGAGCAGAGCAGAUGAUUCCUCCUCACAACACAACACGCUUCGUCCAGUGACAGCUUGACGAAAAGAUGGCGGAGAUCUCACUGAGGCCGUACCAGCAGGAGGUGAUCCAGGCGGCUCUAAGAGGGGAGAACAGCAUCAUCUGGCUGCCAACAGGUGGAGGAAAGACUCGAGCUGCUGUUUACGUGGCCAAGGAGCACAUAGAGACGCACGCCAAUGCCAAAGUGGCUGUUCUCGUCAACAAGGUGCACCUGGUGGAUCAGCACUUUAAGAAUGAGUUCCGGCCCUUCCUGGGUAACUCUGUGAAAAUGGUGGCCAUCAGCGGAGAGAGUAGCGAGAAGGACUUUUUUGGCUACGUGGUGAGGGACACAAGCCUGGUCAUCUGCACGGCUCAGAUCUUGGAGAACGCCUUAAUAAACAAAGAGGAGACCAAGAACGUGAAGCUGACAGACUUCACGCUGCUGAUCAUUGACGAGUGCCAUCAUACUCAUAAAGAAGCAGUGUAUAAUAAAAUCAUGGCACGCUAUGUGAGACAGAAGAUCGCAUGUGAGAGAGGUCUGCCUCAGAUCCUGGGCCUUACAGCGUCACCGGGAACAGGAGGAGCCCGGACGCUGGACGGAGCCAUCGCACACGUCCUGGAGAUCUGUGCAAACCUGGACUCUGUUAUCGUGUCGACUAAAAAUUACAAGACCGAGCUUAAAGCUGUCGUCCCCAGACCAAUAAAGAACUAUGACAUCGUGGACGAACGGCUUUGGGACCCGUUUGGUGAUCACCUGAAGAUGAUGAUGAAGCUGAUUCACGAGUUCAUGAUGUCGGACCAGAAGUUCCCUUUGCGGGCGUUGGGCACUCAGGAGUACGAAGCUGAUGUGGUGGAGCUGGAAAAGAAAGGUGUGCAGGACAAGAACAGGAUUUUGGCAAGAUGUGCUCUCCACCUGAGAAAAUACAACGAUGCUCUGCUCAUUAACGACAGCGUGCGCAUGGUGGAUGCUCUGAGGCUUCUGGAGGAGUUCUACGCUACAGAGAGAAGAAAUGUGAUCGACCUCACUGAUGAGUUUCUCACAGGACUUUUUAAUGAGAACAGAGUGGAGCUGAUGCAACUUGCGUCUAAUGCGUUACAUGAGAAUCCCAAGCUGGAUCGGCUGCAGCGCACCCUGGUCGACCAGUUCAAAGACGAGAGCUCGCGCGGUAUACUUUUCGUCAAAACCCGCGAGAUCACCCGCUGCCUGUACGACUGGGUGCGUGCAAACCCGGCACUGCGGCGAGCCAACAUCAAAGCUGCUAAUCUGGUCGGGGCAGGAACCGGAGCCAGCCACAUGACACAGAGGGAGCAAAAAGAGACCAUUCAGAAAUUCCGAGACGGAGACCUCAACCUCCUGAUCUCGACCAGCGUGGCCGAGGAAGGCCUCGACGUCCCGGAAUGCAACGUGGUGGUCCGGUACGGGCUGCUGACAAACGAGAUUGCACAGCAGCAGGCCAGUGGGCGGGCCAGGGCGAAGGACAGCGUCUAUUCGGUGGUGACACAAGCGGGUGGACGGGAGAUGCGCAAGGAGAAGACUAACGAAUAUCUGGAGGAGUUAACGGGCAAGGCGAUCGCUCGCGUGCAGAGCAUGGAGCCAAGGGAGUUUCACCGAAAGAUCUUGGAGCUGCAGCGGGAGGCAGUGACGUCACGCAUCCUGGAGGCCAGGCAGAAGGACAAGAGAAGGCUCCGCUAUGACCCAGCUGAGGUAGCGUUCGAAUGCCGCGGCUGCUUCAAAUCUGUUGCUCGCGGAGAUGACAUGAGACUCGUGAACGACACGCAGCACGUCAACGUCAACCCUGAUUUCGAGACGUUCUAUAAGGCUGGAGGGCAAGUUUACUUGGAACGGACGUUUGAAGAUUGGGAGCCGGGUCGUACCAUCAGCUGUGCUGCAUGUGGAAAGGAUUGGGGGAUGGAAGUGAAGUUUAAGAACUUGGUCUUGCCGUGUUUAAGUAUAAAGGGCUUUUCGAUGAGGAGUCCUCAGGGUAACCGCACGGCCAAGCAGUGGAAGGACGUCGAGUUCGCCGUAGAGGACUUCGACUUUACUCAGUAUGUGGAAAACCGCUUUGGAGACCUCACGCGGGACUGAGUGUCUUUUACUUUGUCCACUCCUUCUCUGAGGUACCAGGAAAUCUACGCACUGUAUUGUCACCCUGAGCACUGUACUGUCCACCUCGGUUUCUUACAGACUCUCUCUUCAUUUUGGCCAUCAGGUGGCGCUGUAGCGCAACAAUUCAUUCCAAGUUAAUCAAGCGUCGGAUUCUCUGUCUGCGAUCGCGUCUUAAUUCAAAUACUCCUGCACUACAUAGGGUGCAUGUUAGGAUAUUUAGUGUAGCAGCCGGUGCAGCUUCGAGACGCACCUAAUGUCUCUGGGGAACGAAUAUGCUAAUUCGCCUUGAAGCUUGAUUGCCUGAUUAAUUCUAAUUCAUGCUGAUAAAUGUGCAUUAAAAUGCUUGACAUCAUGAAAAGCUCGUGGUUUGCGACCUUGUGACUUUCUCGAAGACUCGUCCAUGCCGUCUAGUCCAGAACGACCUUUGACCCUUUUUUCCCCAGAGACACUCCUGCAAACCUAUUAUUAUUAUUAUUAAUUGAUUUUCUGUGUCCUUGAUGUGCUGUUUUUAUUAUAUACUUCAUGAACUUUUACUGUAAACAAUGUAUCAUAAAAAAUGUAUGAUCAUGA
Messenger RNA from Clarias gariepinus (North African catfish), 2736 nucleotides. It is a transcript of the gene dhx58, whose product is annotated as DEXH (Asp-Glu-X-His) box polypeptide 58. Gene Ontology annotation, biological process: response to virus; positive regulation of interferon-beta production; innate immune response. The record is from RefSeq and is a predicted model, not a curated record. The transcript has 12 exons. Gene Ontology annotation, molecular function: single-stranded RNA binding; zinc ion binding; hydrolase activity. Lineage: Eukaryota; Metazoa; Chordata; Actinopteri; Siluriformes; Clariidae. Bases 109 to 2145 code for a protein of 678 amino acids. Gene Ontology annotation, cellular component: cytoplasm.